Messenger RNA from Aplysia californica (California sea hare), 2899 nucleotides. RefSeq names its product coiled-coil domain-containing protein 112. The transcript is spliced from 14 exons. Bases 74 to 1576 code for a protein of 500 amino acids. The record is from RefSeq and is a predicted model, not a curated record. NCBI's taxonomy places the organism in Eukaryota, Metazoa, Mollusca, Gastropoda, Aplysiida, Aplysiidae.
GGACAUAUAUUAUUCUAAACUUUACACAUCUUUGCCACAACCUGUCAACAAACAUUUUUUGUUUUGUUGAAAAAUGGCGUCAGCGGCAGCAGGAGGAGACGUCCAGACAUCAGCUCUGAAAAAAAAGUCGGAAAAUGCUAAAAAGUCAGAACUUCUCAGGGAAAUCCAUAAACUUGAUGUUCAAAUCCAAGCCCUUGAACGAGAAAGAACGACUCAUAUCUUCAGUAAAAGAUCAGACUUUCGACAAGAUUUUGCUUGUUUGGACGAAGAAGAUGCAAAAAUGGUGGAAGAGCGAAAAACGGAAAAAAUCAGACUGAAGCAACAACUGGGAAAGAUGAGCCACAUGGUGAAAAGAUUCCAGAGAGAGCUGAAAGAAGUCAAACCUACCCCAGAAUUUGUGGAAAAACUUAAAAGUAUCAUGGAGGAAAUUGAAGAGACUAUCAAUUCUUUCAAAGAGCAACAACGAUCAAAGUAUGAAGAGUUCAUGCGCUCUGAGAGAACUUUACUUCAAGAAGUUCAACAACUAGAAUACAAAUUUGAUUCAUGGUCUCAGCUCAAUAAGACUGAUUUAUCUGCACGAACGACGUCAACCAAACCAAUAGCCAGUGCGAGGGAUGUCAAUAAAGACCUACCUCCUGAAGUUGCAGCAUUUGAUAAAUUUGUCCACCAAAGUGGGGGACAUAGAGGAGGCUGGGAUGAAUAUGACCAUCAAACUUUUCUUCGCUACCGAAACAUGUAUAAGGGUCGUAUUGUCUUCCUAGAUCACUUGAAGCCAAUGUUGCCUACCCGUACAGAAAGUGAGAUGAGAGAGCAUGAGUCAUGGUAUCAAGAAUAUUCCUUUCUUUUGGAAAAUAAGAAGUGUGCUAUCAAAAAGUGGAGAGAGAAAAAAGAGGAAGAAAAAGAAGAUGCUCUUACACAAGUACAAGAUGAAUUAGAAAAGGAAACAAAGCAGAUGAAAAAUGCCGGGACAGAGAAAGUCACUUCAGCUGAAGAAAAGUCAGAGAAACUCAAGCAGAUUAAUGCUUGGAAGGUUCAAAAGGAAUUGGAAAAGGCAAUGAAGGAGGAGAGAAAACUGAAAGAGGAACUGGAAAAGAAAAAACGUCAAGAAGAGGACAGACAUAGACAGAUGGAAGUAAAAAAGAAAGUGGAAGAAGUAAAGCAGCAGAGACAGCUUGAAGAGGAAAUGCUUCAGAUGAUUGAGGAAGAGCGUAAGAAGGAAGAAGUGGAGAGAAGAAAACAGAUCUCUGCAAGAGAGAUAGGCAGGUUUAGAAAUCGAUUUUCCUGGUUCUUUCUUACUGAUGUCUAUCAGCUGCACCCCGAUCAUAGGGACAUGAGACAACUUGAUGAAAAGCUGCUUAAAGAGAAAGAACUGGAAGAGAAGAAAAAGGAAAAAGAGAGAAGACUUGCAGCUUUAAAAAACCAGGUUCAUGUGGAAGCAGCCAGAGAUCCAAACAGAUUGUUAAAGCCUACUGCUGGAUGGAAGGAGAGACUAAAGGACAAAUCCUCAGGUGGUGGGGGUCAAAUUCUCCACAUGCCCCACAGGGCUGUUCCAGGCUGGCGACAGGGCAUGAUGUGAUGUGUAUUAUUUGAUACACUUGUCUUUAUUUUAUGGAGCGUAUUGUACAGAAGUUAACAGAGUGCUAAUAUUAUUAUAAUAUAUUAGCACUUGUCCUGAUGGUGGGGCUUUCAGGAUUCCUGGGCAUACUACACUGGUACCUUGCAGAUGAAAUAAUUCUGCCUCAGUAGGCUACUAUCCUAUCUAUUGAGUCUUCAGGUUGUUCUAACUUACACACUGAAGCUGUGUCAGAUCAGGGAGCUUGAAACUCCAAGGUUAAGCUGCCCAGAUCUGGUACUCCCUCAGUUAGAAGAUGUCUCAUGGGGAUGACUUCAUGUAACAAAUAAAAGUUAAUUUAUUUUUUCUCUUUGUGAAGAAAAUGCUAUUUAAAAAAAUGCUGUACCUGUAGACUUUACUGUGAUUAUUUCAUUUUGUUAUUAUAUGAAUAUUUGAUUGUUCAAUUGCACAAAUGUAUCCUUUUAGGGUUGAUGGGGAUUUGGGUGGAAAUUAGCCAAACAGAAGUGUCAAACUACAGGCUCAGAUUUUCAGCCUUUAGUUUGUCUUGUUUGUCAUUCUUGGCUUAAUAAUUUGAGAAGGUUUUGCCUCUUCAAACUGACCAACUGGACUCGCUUGUACAUGCUAUAAAAAUGUUAUGCCUCUGUAAACUCAAUUUAGAUCUUUUAGGAGGCAAGCUGCUUUUGUUCUGCCAGUCAGGGCUAACCCAGACUGUUUUGAGUACAUACCAGCACAAGAAUGGAGAAACUUGAUAAAAAGUGAAUUUUAUUCUUUAGUGGGAUGGACAGAAAGCCUUAUGAUUGCACGACAGAUGUCGGUGCCAAUACAUGUUCCACAUUCUUACAUCUUGGUCCUUCUUUCUUGUCAUAUUGACUUUAUUAUUCAAAGGAAACUCUUGGAACCGGUGUCUUAUUCUUAUGAAAUUAAUUUUUGGAUGUAAAUUCAUCUCUAUGUUUUGUUAUGUUUUAUUGGUAGCCACACCUUAUGUCAUAUUCAUGAAAGUGGGAAGAAAAAAAAAGAGUACUGGCCUAGUGGAAAUAAAGGAGAAGAACAUUUAAUUAAGGUUUGGGCAUAUAUGGAAGGGGGGAGGGGGAGGAGGACUGAACCCAUAUUGCUGGCUGGCAUUUGUACUUAAUUAUGGGGUCUGAUAUCUUUUGUUAUUUUUGUUAUUCUAACAUUCCAGAGUAGUGCCAAUGGGGUAUAGUAAUUUAUUAGACACACAAUAGGCUACCACCCUAUGGGUUUUUUUUCUGGUAACCACUGAAAACUAUAGCUUUUUUCAUCUGAGUUGCUGACAUGCCCUGCAAUAAAGAUUUUGUCAGAGAGCAA